This is a messenger RNA of Ilyonectria robusta, 1485 nucleotides long. RefSeq names its product aldehyde dehydrogenase domain-containing protein. Gene Ontology annotation, molecular function: aldehyde dehydrogenase (NAD+) activity. NCBI's taxonomy places the organism in Eukaryota, Fungi, Ascomycota, Sordariomycetes, Hypocreales, Nectriaceae. The transcript is spliced from 2 exons. The record is from RefSeq and is a predicted model, not a curated record. Bases 1 to 1485 code for a protein of 494 amino acids.
AUGGCCUCCGUCACUGUCAAAGGCGCAGAAGGCCGCCAGAUCUCCGUGCCCACGGGGCUUUUCAUCGACAACGCCUUUGUACCUGCUACCGGCAACAGCACCAUAGACAUCGAGAACCCGUCCACCCGCGCUCUCCUCGCCACCGUCUCGGCGGCUCAGGCCGAAGACAUCGACCGAGCAGUUCAAUCCUCGAAGAAGGCGUAUACGACAUGGAAGAACGAGUCACCCAGUGUCAGGCGGGCCCUGCUCAACAAGCUCGCCGAUCUUGUCGAGAGAGACGCGUCCGAGUUCGCGUCGCUUGAGUCUGUUGAUGGUGGAAUUUUAUACAAGGACUCAAUGGGCCUCCACGUCCCGCAGUCGAUUGAUACCCUACGAUAUUUCGCUGGCUGGACGGACAAGGUCGAUGGCGUUUCCAUGUCAAUCCCCCAGGGACUGGCAUACACGCGCCGUGAGCCCAUUGGAGUUUGCGCCGCCAUCGUCCCCUGGAACGCGCCGUUGAUGAUUACAAUCUGGAAGGUUGCGCCUGCGCUCGCAGGAGGUAACACCCUGGUCAUUAAAUCCCCCGAGAUGUGCCCCUUGUACGCCCAGAAGCUCGGCGCUCUUAUUGCCGAGGCUGGCUUCCCGCCUGGUGUCGUCAAUAUUCUCUGUGGUCUUGGCUCUGUUGCCGGCCAAGCGCUUUCCGAGCACAUGGAGGUCAAGAAGCUUUCCUUCACCGGAAGCUCCGGUGUGGGACGCGCGAUUCUCGCCACUUCAGCCCGAACGAACUUGAAGAAGAUUACUUUAGAGCUGGGCGGCAAGGGCCCUUCUAUUGUCUUUGCCGACGCAGACUGGGAGAAUGCGCUCCUCUGGACUACGUUGGGCAUCACGGUGAAUAACGGCCAGAUCUGUGCAGCAGGUAGCCGUAUUUACGUCCAGGACACCAUCUACGAUAAGUUUGUCGAGGAGUUUAGCAAGCGCAGUCGCGCAGCAGUCCAUGGCGACCCCCUUCUCUCAGAAACGACCAAGGGUCCUGUUAUGAACGCUGGCCAGCUUGAGAAGAUGUUGGCAUAUGUCGAAAAAGGCAAGAAGGCCGGCGCAAAGCUGCUCCAUGGCGGCGAGAGGCUUGGAACGGAGGGCCACUACUUUGCCAACACGGCGUUUGCCGACGUAUCUCAAGACGCACCUAUUAUGCAAGAGGAGAUCUUUGGACCUUUUGCGAGCAUUGCCCCCUUCAAGACGGAGGAGGAAGUUAUCGCCAAGGCGAAUGGUACUCUAUACGGUCUGAGCGCUGCUGUCUUUACAAAUGACCUGAACAAGGCUUUCCGUGUUACAGAGGGCAUCGAGUCCGGCCAAGUCACCGUCAAUACUUGGGGAACCGUCAAUGCCAACACUCCCUUUGGUGGAGUCAAGGAGAGUGGAUUUGGUCGUGACAAUGGAAAGGAGGCGCUCGACGAGUGGACAACGGUCAAGAGUGUUAAGUGGAAUAUUUUGCCGAGCAAGUUGUAA